Messenger RNA from Punica granatum (pomegranate), 276 nucleotides. The record is from RefSeq and is a predicted model, not a curated record. NCBI's taxonomy places the organism in Eukaryota, Viridiplantae, Streptophyta, Magnoliopsida, Myrtales, Lythraceae.
AUGGCCCUGUAUCUGACGGUUUUGAGGAUCAUCAUUGUCACAUAUCAUCGCUACGAGAAGGGGAAAUUUGAUGUGUUGGUUGAAGACAAAGGGGUGAAGAUCUUGAUCGAUCCAAAGGCCCUGAUGCACGUCAUUGGAACCGAGAUGAACUUUGUGGAUGACAAACUCAGACCUGAGUUUGUCUUCAUAAAUCCUAACUCUAAGGGCCAGUGUGGCUGCGGAGAGUCCUUUAUGACCAUGAGCAGUGCAGCAGCAGCUAGGCGGGGAGGUAGUUGA